Messenger RNA from Candidula unifasciata, 1028 nucleotides. The record is from the annotation of a GenBank genome assembly. Lineage: Eukaryota; Metazoa; Mollusca; Gastropoda; Stylommatophora; Geomitridae.
AUAACUAUGGUGCUCAUGUACGGUUUGACGAGAAUGGAGAUGCCCCAGGGAGAUACAUGAUCAUGAACUACCAGCGCAACCGGAUCACCAGAGAGUACGAGUACAAAGUCAUUGGCAACUGGAACAGCGGAAUAACGCUUAAUCACUCAGACAUCAUCUGGGCGGGCGAUACUAAAGAGGAAGGAGAGAUCAAAAACAUGCAGCGAGGUGAGCAGUGCUGUUGGAUCUGUACCCGCUGUAGUUCCUGGGAGUACAUCAAAGAUGAGAAGACCUGUGAGACGUGUCCAGAAGGAAUGUGGCCCUAUCCCAAUAAAACUGGCUGCUACGCCUUGGAAGUCCAGUAUAUGGUCUGGAACAGCAUUCACGCCGUUAUUCCUAUGGCUCUUGCAGCACUGGGGAUUAUCUGUACUUCAUUUGUGAUAACUCUUUUUGUGAUGUAUAACAGUACACCGGUUGUGAUGGCGUCUGGGAGAGAACUCUCCUAUAUGUUACUUAGUGGAUGCAUCUUCUGCUACUUCAUGACUUUCAUCCUUCUGGCGCCACCGUCGACUCUUCUGUGUGCCCUCCAGCGGUUCGGGGUUGGAUUUGGGUUUAGCGUUGUGUACUCCUCGCUUCUGAUAAAGACGAAUAGAAUUUCUAGAAUAUUUGAGAGUGCUAGACGUUCAGCUAAACGGCCGCCUUUUAUUAGUCCUAAGUCUCAGAUUGUCAUGACUUGUAUUCUCAUUCUAAUUCAGGUUCUGUUCACCUUUGUAUGGCUGCUACUAGAGCCUCCAGGAACACGCCUCCAUUACCCAGAUUCCAGGGAGCCCGUUGUCAUCAAGAAAUGCAGAAGCGACGACAUCUCAUUCCUCGUCAGCCUCAUCUACAACAUGCUUCUAAUCAUCGUCUGCACUGUUUACGCGGUAAAAACUAGAAAGAUUCCUGAGAAUUUCAACGAAUCAAAGUUUAUUGGAUUUGCAAUGUAUACGACUUGCAUCAUAUGGCUUGCAUUUGUGCCUAUUUAUUUUGGGACUUUAAAUUCUUUCAAA